This is a messenger RNA of Haliotis rubra (blacklip abalone), 7402 nucleotides long. Its product is annotated as protocadherin Fat 4-like. Gene Ontology annotation, cellular component: plasma membrane. Bases 1262 to 7387 code for a protein of 2041 amino acids. Gene Ontology annotation, molecular function: calcium ion binding. The transcript has 20 exons. Gene Ontology annotation, biological process: homophilic cell-cell adhesion. The record is from RefSeq and is a predicted model, not a curated record. NCBI's taxonomy places the organism in Eukaryota, Metazoa, Mollusca, Gastropoda, Lepetellida, Haliotidae.
UGGAACAUCACAACGUACAUAUGGAACCGAGAUUCCCGACAACUUUGAUGAUAUGUCACCUUCCAGGGGCAAAACGUGAACAUAAUGCAGCAUAUGGAGACACCAAUGGAGGAGAGCGUUUGUCAAUGUCGGUAUUGUUUUCACUUAUGUAAAGUAAUAAUAAAUACUUCUUCAAGUUUACUUAACAUAUGCUUUGCUCUUUGUUCUGUGCUUUUUAUCACAUAAAAGUCUGGAGCACUACCUAUCAGCAAUGGGUAAGUAUUAGCCGGUUGCUAGAACUAACAUGCUUUGUGUGUAGCAAGUUGGAGCUUUGUGUGUAUUGGGCGUGAGGUAUGCAAGGGUGUGAGGUAUGCAAGGGCGUGUGUGUCAUAAUGUCAGGACUUGUCUUUUCUUCAGGAUAAACAUUCCAUAAUAAAUGCAGCAAUACACCAGGGUAAGCUGAGAAAUGAAAGGAUUUGCCUUGUGACUUAACGUUUGCUCACAUUGGUCGGCGUGUAUCAUUGCUAAUUGCAAAAUAUUAGUCAUAAGGCAUAUCCUUUCAGAUCCGUGUCUGAUAUUGUAGUGAGAUAUUUACAUUUUAAGCCACAACUACAACCACAAGCGCUGCCACAACGCCGUCAACGUGCGGCCCUAUGGCUGAUGCCUCUCUGAACGAGGACUGCUCCAACGCUAGAUGCGUGGCCGUCAACAGCUCAUGUGUGACGACGUCAGCCGGAAACCGCAGAUGUGCCUGUAUUAACAAGAACGUACAGAUAUCUCCUACAGGAUGCUCAAUGGGGCCCAGUAUUCUGUCAAGUAAGAAAACAUCCGUCUUCGCCACAGAUCUAUCAAGAACAUCACAACUUGUGGGUUCAAUCCCUCUGGACGAGCUGAGUAAAUUUCCAACAGUUACAUUCUCCACAGAAGCUAGUGUAUAUCCUGAUGAGGGGAUUCUGGACCUGAGGAGGAGCUCGGGGAAGAUUGAUGUUGCAUUGGUCAAGGAGAUACGCGAUGCUCAAACCUUUGUCGUGGUGUUACGUGCAUCCGCGGGGGAGUUCAGUGUGCAGCAGCUUGUGACUGUCAGGAUCACAUCCUCCUCCUUCACUCCAGAAGACGUCACAGUUAUGCUGGUGGAGGGAACCAGGAGAGGCACACUGAUAGCUGACGUGAGGACUAUUGGUAGUUUGGGGGUUACAGCAACUACGAUAUUGAGACCACAGAUAAUACAGCUAGGGCCUUGUUCCUUGUGACAGCCUCAGGGCAAGUUCUCUGUGGACAGGACAUGUUUCUGAGUGACUUUGCCAAUGACGACACAGUGGCUAAAGAAUAUAUAGUCAGUGUCACGGCGACAAUGGGAGGACAAAGAGCAACAGUUGCAACGUUUUACAUCUUGUUCUUCAGGAGUAGUUUUACAAAAAUGUUAAGUGAAAAUUGGAUAGGCAAUAUCUUGAGCUACAGUAUAACAAGCUCAAGGUUUCGGAUUGACAUUAAGGAGGAUACUCUCCCAGACAGGCUAUGGCUAACAAAAGAUCUGACUACCAUAAGGCUGGUCAACGGAACUGAUUACGAGGCUGGCAUCAGAAGCAUAAAUUUUAAACUUGAUCUCGUCACUACGGACAGUGCAAAGUCAACCACAGUAGAUGUACGCAUAAACAUUGAAGAUCAAAAUGACGAACCUCCGGAGUUUCAAAAAGCAGUUUACGACUUUUUCCUGCUUGCUGGUUCAAAGAGAAAUAGUGUAGUGGGUGUUGUUAGUGCUACUGAUAAAGAUACAGUUGGACAGACAUCAUUUCAUUUGGAAGGCGCCUAUAAAGACGACUUCACCAUAAACGACGAUGGUAUUUUGACAUCAAAGGUGGACUUAACAAGAGGGCGGUUCCCCUCCGCGAUCCUUUUUCGUGUCAAGGCUUAUGAUGGCGUUAACUACUCUGAAGAAGCCAACAUCACUGUGUAUCUCAUCUCCUACACCAGCAAUGCAAUCAACCUCAACAGAACCUUCCUUGGUAGCGUCAGCGAGAACAGCCCCCCUGGAACAAAUGUUGCUGAUGUUGCAGUGUCAAACUACACCGGUUACAAAUUUGCAAACUCUCGGGCUAACAGUCUCUUCAACCUGGAUCUUGUAUCUGGGGUCGUCACAACAAACAUUUCCUUGGACCGAGAGAACAACGACCAUGCAUAUACUGACUUCACCAUUCUGGCUUACAUGGAUAGUAAUGACCAGUGCUCCCCUGUGACGAUUGGUCAACUCAUUACAACUGUAACGGACGUUAACGACAACGCACCAACAUUUUCCAGACCUUCCUAUACAGGAAGUGUAAAAGAAAACUCAACUACAGGGACUCUGGUGGAUGGUUUGGUUGACGUAGUUGUUACUGACGACGACAUCGGAGAGAAUGGUGCCGUCAACUUCGCUUUGACGGGAACAGGCAGCAACUAUUUUGCUGUUGAGAAAUCAAACCACAACCAGUUCACCAUCAAAACAAGCGGAACUCUGGUCGACAGGGAAGUAACUCCAUAUGUAGUCCUGACAUUAACUGGAACAGACAACCCAUCUAAUCCCCAGACAGGCACCACUACUCUCAACAUCACAGUCAUGGACAUCAAUGACAAUACACCUCAGUUCAACCCUGGGACGACUGUAUUUUCGGUGGAAGAAAACGCUGGACCAACGAGUAUCACUACGUUAACAGCUACGGACAAAGAUGAAGGCCGGAAUGGACAGGUGUCAUACUCAUUGGUAGAAGGGGGUUUUGGACUAUUUGCAGUUGACGAAAGCACUGGCGCAGUAUCGACAGUCAAGGAAAUUGACAGAGAAAACAGGGAUGUCUUCAACCUGUCCAUUGAAGCCAGGGACCAAGGGUCGCCUUCUCUUGCAUCAGUAUUGACAAUUACCGUCAAUAUUCGUGAUGUAAACGACGAAAAGCCAACAUUUUCACAGACAUUCUACAAAGGUAAUUAUAUAGAAAAUACUCCAUGUACCACGAGCAUCCUGACAGUGGCAGCAACAGAUCUGGAUGAAGGGAGCAAUGCCAACAUCAGGUUCUCAACAACAAGUUCCAACUUUACAGUCGAUCCAACCUCCGGCGCCAUCAGAUGUGCAAAUCCCCUUGACUAUGAAGCAAUGCAGCAACACCUCAUAGAGAUUAAAGCCGAGAACCCAGGGACUCCCUCUAUGAGCGAUACAGUUACAGUUGAGAUCAACGUUAAAGAUGUAAAUGACAACAGUCCACGUUUUGAUAAAACUACCUAUCAGUCUGAGAUCACAACGUGGGAGUGGGUAACCAACAAUCCUGUCGAUGUUUUUGAAGUCAUGGACGAUGAUUCUGGAACGAACGGUCAAUUUAUAUUCUCCAUGAGUGGGGAGACGGACAAAUUCUUCAUAGAUGGAGAAACUGUAGGUGUGUUACGCAUCAAAGCAGGUGCAAGUCAACCCGGUGCCUCGACAACAUACAAUUUUGACGUCACAGCUACAGAUAAAGGUUCUCCACCACGAAGCGUCUCAGUCCCAGUGUCAGUUCAGGUGAAGAAAAUAGAAGGCAAUAGUACUGUACGGUUCAGUUCUAACGACUUCAGGUUUUCGAUAGUGGAGAACCAAGUAUAUACCACGCCUUUCGGAAUUGCAAAGGCUUCACAUGACCCGAGCGUGUCAGUGCUCUAUUCGCUAAUCCGUGGUGGUGACUUCCGUAUUGAUCCUACCAGUGGAGAGUUGACGUGUAGCAGACCACAGGAUCGUGAGGCAGCACCAAACUAUACCAUGGUUGUCCGUGCCAGAGAUGUGGCCACUAAUGCCUCGGACGUGGCUGUUGCGACGGAUAAUGCAGUCGUCCCCUUAACUGCAACAACACAGGCUACCAUAGUCAUCGAGGACGUCAACGACAACCCCCCGACAUUCACCGAGACGUCAUAUGCAGUGACAGUGAAGGAAGAUAGCCACAUGUCCACACGGAGUAAAGACACUGGAGUUGUAAAAGUGAGCAGCGACCUCGACUACGAGACGACUUCAACAUAUGAAUGCAUCGUGACUGCCGUGGACAUGUAUACAUGCAACAAUGUCAGCGGACGCCUCACUGGAUCGACAACCUUAUCCGUCACCAUCCUUGAUGUCAACGACAACCCGCCGGUGUUUCAGGGGGCUCCGUACCGAGCUAACAUAUCAAGAGACGCUGGCAUCAACAGUCUCGUCACUGACACCAUUAAUGCAACCGACAGGGACGGCGUCAAGGACGGCAAUGGAGUCGUUAAAUACCAUAUUCUAUCAAACACAGGCUACUUCAGGAUUGAUCGUGAUACAGGAAGAAUAUACGUGGCUACAGCCCUAGAUGCAGUGAAUGAUGACAAGGUCACUCUGAGGAUCAAGGCGACAGACGUACCCCAGACAGACCCUGCUAUGGAAACAAUCACAGACAUUACCAUUUCCAUCAUAACUGACCAGCCGCGUCCAUUCUUCAAAAAGACAUACACCUUCCGUGUGAAGGAAAACGAGGCACCAGAUGAGGACAAAUCAGUCUCCAUACGAGCCUAUGUGAGGAGAGCUAGUGAAGAAGAGUGUAACUGCACCUAUGAUGUAAUAGAUUCUUCCAGCUUUUACAUAGACAGUAUUACUGGGGAGUUAAGACAAAGGGAGGAAGUAGACCGUGAAGAGACAGGCAGCCGGUUUUAUGUGACAGUGAAGGCGACAGACCGACACAGCCUUCUCUACAGGACAACAGAUGUUGAAGUGAUUGUUGAAGACGUCAACGACAACUUGCCCUACUUCAACAGCACGCAGCAGAAAUUUAUUGUAUAUCAGAGUGCUCCAGUUGGGUAUGUGAUAGGAAGUGUGAUGUCGUUAGAUCCUGACCUAAACAGUCAGCCCAGAUACACCACCAUCCCAGGGGAUGAGCCAGUGGAACUUCUUGGUAAUGGAACUCUAGUAGUGAGGGCUUCUCUGCUGAACUACACUGACAUUCGUAUGGUUGUCAGUGUGAUAGAAGAUAACUUUGAUGGAACAGUCAACACUUUGCUACAAACGAUCACACAGGUCUACAUAGAGGUGCGACCAGACGAUCAUGCUCCCAGAUUUGGAAACGAACACGUCACAGUUAUGCUGGUGGAGGGAACCAGGAGAGGCACACCGAUAGCUGAUGUGAGGACUAUUGGUAGUUUGGGAGGUUACAGCAACUACGAUAUGGAGACCACAGAUGAUACAGCUAGGGCCUUGUUCCUUGUGACAGCCUCAGGGCAAGUUCUCUGUGGACAGGACAUGUUUCUGAGUGACUUUGCUAAUGACGACACAGUGGCUAAAGAAUAUAUAGUCAAUGUCACAGGGACAAUGGGAGGACAAAAAGCAACAACUGCAACGUUUUACAUCUUGAUCUUCAGGAGUGUUUUUACAACAACGAUAAAGGAAAAUUGGAUAGGCAAUAUCUUGAGCUACAGUAUAACGAGCUCAAAGUUCCGGAUUGACAUUAAGGAGGAUACUGUCCCUGAGAGAGUACAACUAGCAAACGAUUUGAGGGCCAUAAGGUUGGUGAACAAAAUCGACUACGAGGGUGGCAUCAGAAGUAUACAGUUUAAACUUGAUCUCGUCACUAUAGACAGUACAAAGUCAACCACAGUAAAUGUGCGCAUAAAGAUUGAAGAUCCUCCUAAAUUUAAGAAAGCGGUUUACGACUUUUCACUGCCUGCUGGUGCUAAGAGAAAUAGUGUAGUUGGUGUUGUUGACGUUUCUGGUGGAGAUACAACUGGACAGACAUCAUUUCAUUUGGAAGGCGCAUAUAGAGACGACUUCACCAUAAACGAAGAUGGUAUUGUGACAUCAAAGGUGGACUUAACAAGAGGGCGGUUCCCCUCCACGAUCCCUCUUCGUGUCAAGGCUAGUGUUGGCGUUACCUACUCUGAUGAAGCCAACAUCACUGUGUAUCUCAUCUCCUGCACCAUCAGUGCAAUCAACCUCAACAAGGAGUUCCUUGGCAGCGUCAGCGAAAACAGCCCCCCUGAGACAUAUGUUGCCAAUGUCACGGUGUCACUCUACACUGGUUACACAUUUGCAAACCCUCAGGCUCUGAGUUUCUUUAACCUCGAUCCAAUAUAUGGAAUCGUAACAACAGUUGCUGGCCUUGACCGAGAGAACAACGACCAGGCAUAUACUGAAUUCAACGUACAGGCUUACAUGGACAGUGGCGACCAGUGCUCCACUGUGACGAUUGGUCAGCUCAUGACGAAUGUAACGGACGUGAACGACAACACACCAACAUUUUCCAGACUUUCUUAUACAGGAAGAGUGAAAGAAAACUCCAAUCCAGGAACUCUGGUGGAUGGUUUAGUUGAUGUAGCUGUUACUGACGACGACAUCGGAGAGAAUGGUGUUGUAAACUUCGCUUUGACAGGAACAGGUAGCAACUAUUUUGCUGUUGAGAAAUCAAACCACAACCAGUUCACCAUUAAAACAAGCGGAAUCCGGAUCGACAGGGAAGAAACUCCAUAUGUACUCCUGACAUUAACUGGAACAGACAACCCAUCUAAUCCCCAGACAGGCACCACUACUCUCAACAUCACAGUCAUGGACAUCAACGACAAUACACCUCAGUUCAACCCUAGGACGACUGUAUUUUCGGUGGAAGAAAACGCUGGACCAACGAGUAUCACUUCUUUAACAGCUACGGACGAAGAUGAAGGCCGGAAUGGACAGGUGUCAUACACAUUGGUAGAAGGGGGAUUUGGACUCUUUGAAGUUAAUGAAAGUACUGGUGCAGUAUCAACAGUCAAGGAAAUUGACAGAGAAAACAGGAAAGUCUUCAACCUGGACAUCCAAGCAAGGGACCAAGGAUCGCCUUCUCUCGAAUCAGUAACGACAAUUACAGUCAAUAUCCAUGAUGUAAAUGACGAAAUGCCAACAUUUACGCAGACAUUCUACAAAAGUAAUUAUACAGAAAAUGCUCCAUGUACCAGGAACAUCUUGACAGUGGCAGCAACAGAUCUGGAUGAAGGAAGCAAUGCCAACAUCAGAUUCUCAACAACAAGUUCCAACUUUACAGUCGAUCCAACCUCAGGCACCAUCAGAUGUGCAAAUCCCCUUGACUAUGAAGCAAUGCAGCAACACCUCAUAGAGAUAAAAGCCGAGAACCUAGGGACCCCCUCUAUGAGCGAUACAGUUCAAGUUGAGAUCAACGUUGAAGAUGUAAAUGACAACAGUCCACGUUUUGAUAAAACUACCUAUCAAUCUGAGGUAACAACGUGGAAAUGGGGCACCAACAACCCUGUCGAUGUUUUUGAAGUCACGGACGAUGAUUCUGGAACGAACGGUCAGUUGAUAUUCUCCAUGAGUAGGGGAGACGGACAAAUUCUUCAUAGAUGGAGAAACUGUAGGUGUGUUACGCAUCAAAGCAGGCGCAAGUCAACCUGGUGCCUCGACAACAUACAAUUUUGAAGUCACAGCUACAGA